AUUUUAGGAGUCCUCCCAACUCAGCUGGUGAGUGUAGGGGAGAAAAUCAUCAGGAGUGGGUCGGUGGGGGUGACCCUUGCGAAUUGGAUCUCGGGGGCUGUAUCUACUUAGUGUGGGUGUGGGCCCGGCCCGGCGCUUCCCCUUUUCCUUUUGUGCAGACGCUGAAGUUAGUAGACAUGGCAGCCGGCGGAACUGUUUGCAAAGCCUAGUGAAAAAUCAAAGCCAGCGUGUGGAGAGCGCCAGCCACCCCCCACGGCGUGAGGAAAUGGCUCUCACGUGAGGGAGGCGGCAGCUCGAGGACUCCCACCCCUCUCCCUGUCGGGGGAGGGAACACCAGACGCCGCCGCCAACGCCCCGUCGCUCCCGAGCUCUGAGCGCGGAGUCCCGGCGCUGCCCAGCCGGAAGACAAUGCCCACCAGUUUCACAGUAGUGCCAGUGGAGGGGCAGGAGCCGCAGCCCAGCCGGCCACUGGAGGAGACGAGUCAGCAGCUGGCGGAGUGCAGUUCCGGGGAGCCGGGAGAUGGGAUUCCGAAGGAAAAUAGUCCAUUUAUUAACAGUGCCGAGAUGGACCAAGGAAAUAGCUAUGAAGGGAAAAAUAUGGCUCUCUUUGAGGAAGAAAUGGAUAGCAACCCCAUGGUAUCAUCUCUUCUUAAUAAGAUAGCAAAUUAUACCAAUCUGACUCAGGGAGUGGUAGAACAUGAAGCAGAUGAAGACAGCAAACGAAAAGAAAUCAAGGCUCCACGUAUGGGCACUUUUAUUGGUGUGUACCUUCCCUGCUUGCAAAAUAUUUUGGGAGUCAUUCUUUUCCUACGUUUGACGUGGAUUGUUGGAACAUCUGGAGUUCUUGAAUCUUUCAUCAUUGUGUUCAUGUGCUGUGCUUGUACUAUGCUGACUGCAAUUUCAAUGAGCGCAAUAGCAACAAAUGGCGUAGUUCCAGUUUCUUUCAGGUAUCCUUUGGGGGUGGAGAGGCUAUCUCUUGAUCCAGCUGAAGACAAAAUGGAAGGAUCUCCCAGGGGUUUAAAUAGACUUUCUCUUGUGGGUGGACACCCCUUCCUCCCCCUGUGUAGAAUCCCAACUACAAGAUGGAGUUUUGGAGUCACAUGGGCAAGUCACAUGCCCAUGAAUGACUUAGAACUUACAGCAGGUGGCUCUUACUACAUGAUUUCAAGAUCUUUAGGGCCAGAGUUUGGCGGAGCAGUGGGACUCUGUUUUUACUUGGGUACAACUUUUGCAGGAGCGAUGUAUAUUCUUGGUACCAUUGAAAUUUUGUUGACAUACAUUUCUCCCAGUGCUGCUAUAUUUAAAGCAGAAGAUGCUGAUGGAGAAACAGAAGCUAUGUUAAACAACAUGAGAGUUUACGGGACAUGUAUUAUCGCUCUGAUGGCCAUAGUAGUCUUUGUAGGAGUUAAAUAUGUCAACAAACUUGCACUGGUCUUCCUGUCUUGUGUGAUUCUUUCCAUCUUUGCCAUUUAUGCUGGUGUUAUUAAAACUGCUUUUGACCCACCAGACUUUCCUAUUUGUCUUCUUGGAAACCGUACAUUGUCAAGACACAACGUUGAUAUUUGUGCCAAAUCUAUUGAGGUAAACAAUGAAACAGUGACAACGAAGCUGUGGAGUCUCUUCUGUGAUAGUCCCUCACUUAAUGCCACAUGUGAUGAAUACUUUAACCUAAAUAACGUGACAGAAAUUCAAGGGAUUCCUGGAAUUGCUAGUGGAGUUCUAAUUGAUAACCUGUGGAGUGCCUAUACAGACAAAGGAUCAAUUGUUGAAAAAAAGGGUCAGCCAUCAGUUACUGGAACAGAAGAGACAAAAGUUGGAGGACUCCCAUAUGUUUUUACAGACAUUAUGACCUACUUCACAAUGCUAGUAGGGAUUUAUUUCCCAUCUGUGACAGGUAUUAUGGCAGGAUCAAACAGAUCUGGAGACCUUAGGGAUGCUCAGAAAUCUAUUCCUACUGGAACAAUUUUGGCUAUUUCAACUACAUCCUUUAUCUAUCUAUCCUGCAUUGUAUUGUUUGGUGCAUGUAUAGAAGGUGUGAUAUUAAGAGAUAAGUUUGGAGAAGCAGUUAAUGGAAACCUAGUGAUUGGUACGUUGGCGUGGCCUUCUCCAUGGGUAAUUGUAAUUGGUUCAUUCUUCUCUACAUGUGGUGCUGGUCUACAGAGUCUUACUGGUGCACCCCGGCUGUUGCAGGCUAUUGCAAGAGAUGGCAUAAUACCAUUUCUUCAAGUAUUUGGUCAUGGAAAAGCAAAUGGUGAACCAACCUGGGCAUUACUUCUCACUGCUUGUAUUUGUGAGAUAGGAAUUCUCAUAGCUUCCCUGGAUAGCGUAGCACCAAUUCUUUCAAUGUUUUUUCUAAUGUGCUAUAUGUUUGUGAACUUGGCCUGUGCAGUGCAAACUCUUUUAUGCACUCCAAACUGGAGACCUCGUUUCAAGUACUACCAUUGGGCUCUUUCAUUCCUGGGGAUGAGUUUAUGUUUUGCCUUGAUGUUCAUUUGCUCUUGGUACUAUGCUUUGAUUGCCAUGCUAAUUGCAGGAUGUAUUUACAAGUACAUAGAAUAUAGAGGAGCUGAAAAAGAGUGGGGUGAUGGAAUCAGGGGGUUAUCCUUGAAUGCAGCUCGCUAUGCUUUACUUCGGGUUGAACAUGGUCCUCCUCACACGAAAAACUGGAGACCUCAAGUCUUGGUUUUGUUGAAUUUGGACUCGGAACAGGUGGUUAAACACCCUAGAUUGCUUUCUUUCACCUCUCAGUUGAAGGCUGGUAAAGGAUUGACUAUUGUGGGCUCUGUACUACAGGGAAUCUACUUGGACAAAUACAUAGAAGCUCAAAAAGCUGAAGAGAAUAUUAAAUCCUUAAUGGGGGUAGAAAAGACCAAAGGAUUUUGCCAGAUCGUGGUAUCUCCCAGUUUUAGAGAUGGAAUGUCCCAUUUGAUUCAGUCUGCUGGUCUGGGAGGGAUGACACAUAAUACAGUCCUGAUGGCCUGGCCACAGUCAUGGAAACAGACCGAUAAUCCUUUCUCAUGGAAAAAUUUUGUUGAUACAGUCCGAGAAACAACAGCAGCACAACAAGCUCUACUGGUCGCUAAAAACAUUGAUUUGUUUCCAACAAAUCAAGAGCGCUUUUCUGAAGGGAAUGUAGAUGUGUGGUGGAUUGUUCAUGAUGGUGGCAUGCUGAUGUUGCUUCCUUUCCUGCUUCGACAGCACAAGGUGUGGAGAAAAUGCAAAAUGCGUAUCUUCACUGUUGCCCAAAUGGAUGACAACAGCAUUCAAAUGAAAAAGGACCUUCAGAUAUUUUUGUAUCAUCUUCGACUUAAUGCUGAGGUGGAGGUUGUUGAAAUGUUUGAAAAUGAUAUUUCAGCAUUCACAUAUGAGAAGACUCUUAUGAUGGAGCAGAGAUCUCAGAUGUUAAAACAGAUGCAGCUGUCUAAGAAUGAAAGGGAAAGAGAGGCUCAGUUAAUACAUGACAGAAACACUGCGUCCCAUUCAGCAGCGGUUGUUAAGUGUGAUACUGCUGCUGCUACACCUGAAAAAGUGCAAAUGACCUGGACUAAAGAAAAGUUUAUAGCUGAAAAGCACAAAAAUAGAGAAACAAAUAUAACAGGUUUUAAAGAUAUCUUCAACAUGAAGCCGAAUCAGUCAAAUGUGAGAAGAAUGCACACUGCUGUGAAGCUCAAUGGAGUAAUAUUAAAUAAGUCACAACAUGCUCAGCUAGUUUUAUUGAAUAUGCCCGGACCUCCUAAAAACAAAAAAGGGGAUGAAAACUACAUGGAGUUUUUGGAAGUUUUGACAGAAGGUCUGAACAGAGUUCUCUUAGUGCGAGGUGGUGGACGUGAAGUGAUCACCAUUUACUCCUAAUGCUGUUACAGAAUAUGAACAGAUUAACUGCGGUAAUUUGAACAGUUGAAAUGAAAUUACCUGUGUACUUGAAAUGAUGCACCAGCUGAAUCUUCUGAUCAUGUGUUCUGCUUUCUUUCAAAGGAAUCUAUCUGAAAUUAUUUACUACAUAGAUUUAUCUUUAUAGAAGAAAUUUAUAUAUUGUAGUAUUAAAUAAAUGCUAAAUAUCAGGAGGGUAUUUUUUUAAGCAAUCUUGGUGUGAGACCCAAGAAGGGAAAGGUAAUUUUUAUGGCCGAUGUAGCAACUAAUGUUUUAAAUGUGCAUAAUCAGAGAAAAAACAGAAUCUGCAUUUUUAGUAACAUUAAUUGUAUUAUUUUGCUUCUACAAAAGGAUAAUUAAAUUAUGUUAAAACCUUCCAAGUUUAUCAACAAAAUAUGAAAUAUUUCAAACAAGAAACCCUGGUCUUAUUAUUUUGUCCUCUUGACAAAUGCUGCUGUGGUGCAUCUGUGACUGUUGUGAUCACAGUUUCAUCUUAGGUCUCCUGGUUCAUAUUGAUUCAGAAAUAUGUACAAACAUUUGACAUAUUUAAUUAUUUGACAUAAAAGGAAUUACCUGUUUUCAAAAUUGGUUAAAUAAAAAUUCACAAUUCAGCCAUUACUAACUACUAUAAUUCUUUGCAUGGUGACAAGUAUCAGGGGGUAGCUGUGUUACUCUGUAUCCACAAAAACAACAAGGAGUCCAGUAGAAAGAAAAGGAGUACUUGUGGUACCUUAGAGACUAACACAUUUAUUUGAGCAUAUGCUUUCGUGAGCUACAGCUCACUUCAUUGGAUGCAUUCAGUGGAGUCCAGUGACACCUUAAAGGCUAACAUAUGAAGACAACAUACGAAGACACACAUAUGGUCUGAAGAACUUCUGCCUUGCAAUCUGAAAUCAGUUUAAGCCCUAACCCAUUUUCCUCUGCAUUCUUUACACCCCACACUCAUUUUGUGGUGGAGCUGAAUGUAUAGCUUUAAGCUGAUGCUAAAUAAUUUGUUUGGGAGUGGAAUGUGGGGGUGGUUUUUUGAAAUAAAAUUGCUAGUGUGAAAUGUUAGACUUGAGCCGGGGGCCCUCAUCUGUGUAUGGCAGUGUGACGUUAGAGCUGGCCUCACACCAAAAUUAUCGAUGCUUUGUCUGCUUAGGUGGAAAAUUUGAAAUUAUUAUUAUUAAAGACAAAAGCCAGUAGAACACUUCAAUCUUCCUGGACAUUCUAUAACAGAUUUGAAAGUAGCUAUACUUGAACAAAAAAACUUCAGAAACAGACUUCAAAGAGAAACAGCAGAACUAAAAUUCAUUUGCAAAUUUAACACCAUUAAUUUGGGCUUGAAUAGGGACUGGGAGUGGCUGGCUCAUUACAAAAGCAGUUUUGAGUCUCCUGGAAUUGACACCUCCUCAUCUGUUAUUGGGAGUGGAUUACAUCCACCCUGGUCCUCCACGUGUGAGGUAACUCCCUUCUCUUCAUGUAUCAGUAUAUUUAUGUCUGCAUCUGUAAUUUUCACUCCAUGCAUCUGAAGAAGUGGGGUUUUUACCCACAAAAGCUUAUGUUCAAAUAAAUCUGUAAGUCUUUAAGGUGCCACCAGACUCCUUGUUACUAUAAUUCUUUUAAAUUACCUUUUUUGUAUGUUCAUCUAAACUUAACUUUGCUGACUUUACUAAGUUAUAAAAAAAAUGUAUGACCCCCUUUGCACCGCUGCUAUGUAAGGAUAAUCUCCAAAUGGAGGUGAAGGUAUUCUACCUACUCUUUCACACACAGUUCUUUAAUGCUUGUAGCACACUGCAUUCCAGUGAUCCCAGGGUUAGUGAAUGGCUCCUUGGGGGCUAUUGCAUUUUGGAGCAGUCUGAGAGCUGAAACCAGGACUUGAGAAUUUUAGCUAUCUCCUGUUUAGAUGAUGGAUAUAGCAAGUGAUGGGGAAGAGAAUAGGGACAGUAGGGCAUUUAUAUAUCAUAUGUCUGUGAUUCUGCCUUGUGAUGGGUGAUGAUUUUCGACAUACGGCAUGCAAUAGUCAAAUUCAAAUGAUAAAACUUAAGUGUAGGAAAUAAGGAGGCUCACUUUGACCAGUUAAGUGUAGUCUUCUGCUUUAAAUUAAAUGCAGGGACAGUCACCCUAUUUCUUUUCAUUAUUUUUAUUUCUUGAAAGAAAAUCUGAUUUUCUGAAAACUGACCUUUUUUAUAAAAUACAUAAAUGAAGAAUUUCUUUGCCAACUGAAUUGGGAGUAAACUAUUACAUUUGUAAAUAUUUGUUUUAUAUAGUAUUUUUCAGCUUUUUAUUGUUAAUACACCUCUGUGCAUUAUGACUGGCCAUAAAAUUAAGUUUAUAAAUUACAUCUUAAAACUAUUUGUCACUGCCCAGUGUUUCUUGAUACUGAAAAUAUCUGGCCACAAAUACUGCAAUAGCACCUAGGGACUAUACUAGUUUAAGGGAUGUGGCAUAAUUACACUAAAGACAAAGUGCAAUGUGUAAAAUAAAAUAUGUUUGUUAUUUUGUGCAGGGAACAUAAUUUCAUGUUUUAAAUGAUAGAUCUGCCAAUAUAUUUUCAGUAAGCAUUUCAGCUAAAUCAUUUUUUCCACAAAUUUCAUUGAUGAAGUAUAUAUUCAGUCAUAGAUAAAAAUGGCUUAUAAAAUGUAUUCUACUUAUCAACUCAUUUUACAUUUUGUUUUGUUUGUACAAUACUAUUUACUGUUUAUAGUCUCUAUAAAGAAAUAUUUUUACACACACUUAUAGCAACCUUAGAAGUAAAUGCUGUACAUUCCAGGCCCUGUUUUGAAAGAUAUCUUCAAUAGAUUUGCUGCAGUAUGUCUAAACUUGCACAUUUUUUGUUUUAUGCUUUCUUUUCAGUUCUCUGGUUUAGAAUAUUAGAGUAUGUGGUCAAGUAGUUAUGUAUACCAAAGCUCAUUCAAUAUUAUAACUGAAACACACAUCCUAGACUCCUAGAUAGAUGUCUGGGACUAACUCAGUGAAUAAAAAAUGUGCAGUGCAGGUGCAAAAUGUGUGUCCCUCCAACAGAUCCACUGCCAGGACCCUUCAAUUCCACCAGCUCCCCCCCUUUUCAUCCAGGUCCCUCCAGCAAUUCCCUUGCCAAGACCUUACCAAUUCCAGCCAAUUCCAGGAGGACUUCCAAGUCCCCCUUUUCAUCCAGGUCCCUCCAACAAUUCCCUUGCUGGGACCUUACCAAUUCCAGCCAAUUCUGGGGGGACUUCCAAGUCCCCCUUUUCAUCCAGGUCCUUCCAGUAAUUCCCUUGCCGGGACCUUACCGACCACCCCCCCUCAUAGGAAGGGUUAAGGUGGACUAUGAUGAUGGGGGCGUUGGCUCUCUGCUGUACCUAUCAUAGGAGUCCCCAACUGCCCCCCAGCUUGCUCAGUUACCAAGCACCUCUCCUUAAUUCCUUUUCCAGGCCAUUUUUCCGUUCUUUUGUGCCUUAAUUUACGGAGUACCUGCACUGAACAUCCUCUAUACAGUUAAAUAAAGAGUUGCGACAUAUGGCCUACCGCCUGUGCAUGAACAGAGCCCACCUGAACCUGCUGCAAGGAAGGCAAAAAGCCCCCCACUGCACAAGGCCAAUAUGGUGGUAAGGGAAAAAUUCCUUCCCAGACCCCCUUAGCAGGGCGGCUAGCAUAGUGUCCACAGCAGAUAUAGCUAAACACCCGGCAUAUUUGUUACAUAAUGAGGGAGGGAGGGAGGAUGGGUGCUACCCAGCCUGUUCCAGGUAAAGAGAGUGGCCAAGCCCAUGCUGAUCUUUUUAAACCCCCCAUUACUAGGUGGUGAGUCAUCCAGCACGCUGACUGCUCUUCCAGCAGUCUUACGUCUCUCCUCCUCCCCCCAGAAAAUUCCAGAAAGCUUUGCCCUCCUCUCCUGGCCAGCCAGACAACCACACCCCUGCUUGAAGUGCACGGUGGUGAUUAUGAAUAUGUACCUAAAAGAAUGUAGAAACUAUUGGUUCUGAAAUAGCAGAAAGAAAUCCAUCUUCUCUUGGAUGCAAUACCAUAAGCUACUCUAGCCAUUAAUAAGAAUUAGGGGUACACAUCGAAGUGCAGCAUUUUUCAGUGUAUGCAAAUAUGGCUUUUAACUUAAUAAGUAUUUUUUUUUCACAUAUGAAAGUCACAAUCCUUGAAACUAAUAGUUAUGAAAAUUAAGAAAAUGAAUUAUGGCUACAAGAACAUUUUGCAAAAAGAAAAGGAGUACUUGUGGCACCUUAGAGACUAAUAAAUUUGUUAGUCUCUAAGGUGCCACAAGUACUCCUUUUCUUUUUGCGGAUACAGACUAACACGGCUGCUACUUUGAAACCUGUCAUUAUGAAAAGAACAUUUUGGUAUUACAGCAUAAGUACUUGCCAGAUAUAGAUAUCCUAAGUUACCCUAAGGUUAUUUUUUGUUUGUACUAAAAUAUUUGCAAGAUCAUUAUCUUAUCGCUAUACGAAAAACUUUUGUAAAUGUUUAGAAAUGACAAUGUUUCCCUUUGUUUGUGUAGGUGUUCACAAAUAAAUAAAACUGUCUGAAA
Messenger RNA from Caretta caretta (loggerhead turtle), 8365 nucleotides. It is a transcript of the gene SLC12A7, whose product is annotated as solute carrier family 12 member 7. Lineage: Eukaryota; Metazoa; Chordata; Testudines; Cheloniidae. Gene Ontology annotation, molecular function: potassium:chloride symporter activity. Gene Ontology annotation, biological process: chloride transmembrane transport; potassium ion import across plasma membrane; cell volume homeostasis. The record is from RefSeq and is a predicted model, not a curated record. Gene Ontology annotation, cellular component: plasma membrane.